AAAAUAAUAUAUCGAAAUAAUUACAAACCAAAACCCUCAACUACUUUAUCCACUUCUUCUUCUUCUUCUUCUUCAUCGCUCGGUGUGUGUGUUUCAGUGUGGAAAUGGCGUCGACCAGUGCCGUAAUAUCCCAAUUCCAUAAUUCCGCGGCGGCUUCCGCCUCCAUCAAUAGAUUAAACAUCAGCAAAUGUCCAGCUGGCAUUCGAGUUUUAUCCCCGUCUAGUUAUCGUAAGCUCGUACGAAAACAGAGAAAUUUCCGUAUCUGCGGUUUAUUUGGUGGGAAGAAGAAUAAUAGCGAAAAUAACGAUGACGCCACUUCCAAGAUGGGAAUGCUGGGAGGAAUGCAGAAUUUAUACGAGACUGUGAAGAAGGCACAAAUGGUGGUACAGGUCGAGGCAGUGAAAGUGCAAAAAGAACUUGCCGUAGCAGAGUUUGAUGGUUACUGUGAAGGAGAGCUCAUUAAGGUAACUUUAUCCGGGAAUCAACAACCUAUACGCACUGAAAUUACGGAGGCUGCAAUGGAGUUAGGACCAGAAAAACUUUCGCUUUUGAUCACCGAGGCGUACAUGAAUGCUCAUCAGAAGAGUGUACUUGCAAUGAAGGAAAGAAUGAGUGACCUUGCGCAGAGUUUAGGAAUGCCUCCAGGCCUGAGCGACGGGUUCAAGCAAUGACUUUUUUCUGGAGAGCUGCAGUUUAUGAAACGAUCUGUACGUACAUUAGAUUUAUAUCCGUAUUCACAUUGUACUCGCAUGCACUGAUUUAAUUCAACACUGAUGUUUGAAAGCAAUGUAUUUGUCAUUUGACAUCCCCA
This is a messenger RNA of Erythranthe guttata (spotted monkey flower), 811 nucleotides long. RefSeq names its product nucleoid-associated protein At4g30620, chloroplastic. The record is from RefSeq and is a predicted model, not a curated record. Gene Ontology annotation, molecular function: DNA binding. Lineage: Eukaryota; Viridiplantae; Streptophyta; Magnoliopsida; Lamiales; Phrymaceae.